Lactuca virosa is the source of this 576-nucleotide messenger RNA. The record is from the annotation of a GenBank genome assembly. NCBI's taxonomy places the organism in Eukaryota, Viridiplantae, Streptophyta, Magnoliopsida, Asterales, Asteraceae.
AUGCUUCUUCAGGGAAGCUUCUCCCUUCCAUUCCGAUCACCCCUCCGCCUCCGACCUCCGAUCACCCACCACCACCUUCCUCGCAAAUUCUCCUUGGCAGCGGUUUCAUCUUCCGCCAGUUAUGCCAUCUCCGACCAAGAACUGGAAUCGCGGGGUUUCAUCUUCCGCCGCACAAUCGACGACCUGAACCUCGACCAUUUAAACUCCGUUUUCGUCGCCGUCGGUUUCCCAAAACGAGACACCGACAAGAUAAAAGUGGCGCUGGAGCAUACAGAUUCGUUGUUGUGGGUGGAGUAUGAGAAGACGAAGAGACCGGUGGCGUUUGCUAGGGCCACCGGCGACGGCGUAUUCAAUGCUAUUAUUUGGGAUGUGGUGGUGGAUCCGAAUUUUCAGGGGAUUGGGUUGGGGAAGGCGGUGAUUGAGAGAGUGGUGGAGGAGCUGCUGCAAAAAGGGAUCACAAACAUAGCUUUGUAUUCGGAGCCCCGAGUUUUGGGAUUCUAUAGACCUCUCGGGUUUAUUUCGGAUCCAGAGGGGAUAAGAGGAAUGGUGUAUUCAAGAAAGAAUAAUAGAAAAUAG